This is a messenger RNA of Vigna umbellata (rice bean), 1166 nucleotides long. RefSeq names its product putative 12-oxophytodienoate reductase 11. Lineage: Eukaryota; Viridiplantae; Streptophyta; Magnoliopsida; Fabales; Fabaceae. Gene Ontology annotation, molecular function: FMN binding; oxidoreductase activity. The record is from RefSeq and is a predicted model, not a curated record.
ACGAAAGGGCAACCAGAGAAAGAAAAAGUAUCAGACAAAUAAGUUUGCACAAAAAUGGGUGAAAUUAAUCAUGUCAUCCCUCUUCUUACACCUUACAGGAUGGGGAAAUUCAACAUUUCCCACAGAAUCGUUUUGGCACCGUUAUAUAGAGCAAGAGCUUACAAUAAUGUUCCUCAGCCACAUGCUAUCCUAUAUUACUCUCAAAGAGCUACCAAGGGUGGUCUUCUCAUUUCUGAAGCUACCAGUAUUUCACCCUCUUCUAAAUACCCAAACUCACCUGGUAUAUGGUCAAGAGAGCAAAUUGAAGCAUGGAAACCCAUUGUGGAUGCUGUUCAUGCCAAAGGUGGAAUAUUCUUCUGUCAGAUUGUUCAUGUUGGAAGGGUUUCAGAGGAAGAUGGGGAAGCUCCAAUUUCAUCAACCAACAAGCCAUUAAAAUCUGGUAAUGGCAUGCAACCAAGAGCGUUACAGACAGAUGAAGUUCCUUCUAUUAUCAAUGACUUCAGAAUUGCAGCAAGAAAUGCUAUGGAAGCAGGGUUUGAUGGAAUUGAGAUUCAUGGAGCACAUGGUUUUCUGAUAGACCAGUUUUUGAAAGACCAAGUUAACGACAGAAGAGACCAGUAUGGUGGAUCAUUGGAGAAUCGUUGUCGGUUUGCAUUAGAAGUUGUUGAAGCUGUUGUUGAAGAAAUAGGAGCAGAUAGAGUUGGAAUGAGACUAUCACCUUUUUCAGAUUACAAUGAAUGUAUUGACUCCAACCCUCAAGAACUGGGUCUCUACAUGGCCAAAUCUCUCAACAAACAUGGUGUGGUGUACUUGCACAUGGUCGAGCCAAGAUGGAACAUUUCUGGGGAGAAUGUGGAAAGCCCUUACACUCUUGAACCAAUGAAGAAGGCCUUUAAUGGCACUUCCAUUGUUGCUGGAGGCUAUGACAGAGAAGAAGGGAACAAAGCUGUGGCUGAGAACAAGACAAAUCUUGUUGCUUAUGGUCGUUUGUUUUUGGCUAAUCCAGAUUUGCCUAAGAGAUUUGAGGUUGAUGCACCACUCAACAUGUACAACAGAGACACCUUUUACACUCAUGAUCCGAUUGUUGGUUACACUGACUACCCUUAUCUUGAAACCACCACUUAAGGAUAUCACAUCAAAUAUAAAUUAAGGUUUACUUUGUGGUU